GCGAGAUAUCUAGGGAGAGUAUAGCAACAAAACCAUAUAUAUAUUUUUAUAAUUAAUUUAUAAAAGAAAAUGAAAAGAAAUUAUUUAGAUAGGCCUAAGCCUCCGUUAUGCAACUUGAAAAAAUUUGUAGUAGUUUCUGCUCUGAUUAUCAUUAUACUUACUUUUACAAGUAGAAGUUUUAAAAGGAGUGAAACGCCGGAGAAACAUGUUUCAGAAAAUAAAAAACCAGAUAAACCUCUAAGAACUAUUGAUAAAGGUAAACUAAAUUCGCUUAAAUAUACUGAAUCGGAAGAUUCUUUGGCUGGAGUACUUGGUGCUAAGGAGGAAGACCCAAAAAAUAAACUUGAAAAAUAUGAUAGGUUACGAAACGCAUUCGUUUACAAGGAGAAAAACAUUGCUAUUGUCAAUGAUUAUUUUAAUGAAUCGUUAAGUUUUGAACAAAGAGCUAAAAACUUGGUCUUACAUCUUGGAUUAAAUCGACUUUUACAUAUGAGUACAUAUGCUAGACAGGGUACAACCUUACCUAUUGAGUCAUUAGGUAUUAAAGCUUUUGCAUGGCACACGGAAUGUCUUCAUGGGCAGGUUGGAACCAAAGGAACUGGAUUUCCUCAUUCUAUUAAUCUAGCCGCCACGUUCGAUCCCGACCUAGUUAAAAGAGUUGCAAGCGCUAUUGGAGAUGAAAUUCGAGCAAUCAACAAAAAGUCGAAAGAAUUAAGGAACGCUGAAGUAACUAAUCAUGGACUAAAUUGUUUUGCUCCAGUUGCAAAUAUCAUGAGACAUCCUCUUUGGGGUCGAAAUCAGGAAACCUAUGGCGAGGAUCCUGAACUAGUUAAAACAAUGAUUAGAGCUUUUAUCACCGGUAUUCAGGGUGAUGAUCCUAAAUAUUUGAAAGUGUCAGCCGGUUGUAAACAUUUCAUAGCACACAGUGGGCCAGAGAACUCAAUGUAUGAUUCAACUAUAAAAGUCUCCGAUCGUGACUUUUAUCUUACCUUCUUACCACCAUUUAAAGAAUGUGUAGAAGCCGGAGCAUCAACAAUUAUGUGUACAAAUCACAGGUUCAACGGUACACCGUCGUGUGUCCAUAGAGCACAAAAAGAAAUUCUAAGAGAUAAAUUGAACUUCAAGGGAGUUAUUGUUGCAGAAGAUAGAGCCAUUUCAAAUCUCUUACAAAGUAAAUUAUAUGGAAAUGUUUCAAAAGCAGCCUUUGAUGUUUUUAAAAAUGGUGUUAAUCUUGAAAGUGGAGGAUAUAGUAUGUACCAUUUGAAGAAUUUUAUCCAAACUAAGGAAUUAAGUGUUUCGGAAAUUAGGGAAAGUGUUGCAAAAUUAUUUACGAUACGGAUGAAAUUAGGAGAAUUUGAUCAAUUCCAUCCAUAUCAAAAUAUACCAUUUACGGAAGUUCAACACGAAGAACACAACCAAUUAGCGUUGGAAGCCGCGCUAAAAUCUAUAGUUUUGUUAAAAAAUGAAAUCAAGCACGACAAUGGAUUCCUUCCCUUAAGCGAAUCAGUUAAAAGUCGUGGUACUAUAUUACUUGGUCCAUUCAUAAACAAUUUACAGUUUGUAUACGGAAAUGCUGCUGCCUAUGCUGAUAACCAAUUUGGGUCAUCUGUUCAUGACGGAAUAGUUUUCUUGGCUAACAAGACUUAUCCACAUAACAUUUGUAAUACUCCAGCCUGUGGAGAUUCGGAUGAAGAACAAAUUGAUGGAUUAUUGGACAAGGCUUUCAAAAAUGACGCUUCACUAGUAAUUUUAACGCUUGGGACUGGUUCUGAAUUGGAGGGAACUGGAAAUGAUCGAAAAACAUUGAAUCUACCCGAAAACCAGGAAUAUAUGUUAAAAAAAUCGAUUCUUUUGGCUUCUAAGAAAAAUUUACCAAUUGUCCUACUACUAUUUUCCGGAGGUCCUUUAAAUAUUACACUAGCUGUGAAAUCAAAUCAAGUUAAAUCUAUUUUGGCUUGCCUUUAUCCGGGUCAGAUGACCGGUCAUGCCAUCUAUCGUAUACUGACAAAAUUUGGUCAGUUUUCUACACCCUCCGGUCGAUUACCAUUCACUUGGCAUGCAAAUGCUACUGCGAUAGAUUCCAUUGAAAGCUACGAUAUGCAAGUCUCAGGUCAUACUUAUAGAUACUUUCGAGGAGAACCCCUAUUUCCAUUCGGUUAUGGUUUAUCUUAUUCUAAAUUCCACUAUUAUAAUGUGUCAGUGUAUCCGUCCCAAAUCAGCACAUCCAUGCAGGACUCAGAGGCUAUUUCUGUAACGGUAAUGGUAAAGAAUAUAGGGAGAGUUUCUUGCGACGAGAUUAUUCAAGUCUACGUAGAAUGGUUGGAAACUCCUUUCCCCAUGCCAAACAUUGAGCUUGUAGCAUUUAAGAGAAAAGAUCUACCUGCCACCAUUGGUAGACCAAUAACUGAAACAUUUACAUUAACAAAAAAACAUUUGUCAAUCUUCCAAGACAAGGAAAAUGGUUUUAAACUAUUUCCAGGUAAAAUCAGAAUCUAUGCUGGAGGAAUCCUACCAAAAUCGAGGUUUAGCAAUUAUUUUGGAGCAUACGCCAGUACGAUAUUGAAUGUUAAAGGACCAGGAUUAAGAAGACCCGAAAACUAUGAUCCACAAACACCAAAGUAUCAAUAUCAAUUGAACCCUAAACCAAUUAGAGGUCAACAUCCCUUAACUAGAGUAUAAAACAAAGCUGCACUAGAAAUAAUGAAUUUAGAAACGAAUAGAAAAGAGAAAAAAGUGUUUUUUCUACUUUAGAAGAAUCUAUAUAGAAGAGAAAAAGGGAACUUUGAAUGACCUUUUACUUGAUUUUAACAAAGUCCUAGUUAUGUUUUGCUAUUGUAGUUAAUGUUUUACCAUAAUCGGUCAAAAUAUCUAUUUUAGAAAGCAAAGAAAUAAAAAAAACUAGUAUAAAAGCAUUACAAGGACAAAAUUUAGUUUAAAUUACAUAAUAAAAUAGAAUGUAUACAUAAAUAAAGUAUAAAAAAUACAAGUUUAUUCUAUUCAAGUCUCGAA
This is a messenger RNA of Dimorphilus gyrociliatus, 3009 nucleotides long. Lineage: Eukaryota; Metazoa; Annelida; Polychaeta; Dinophilidae. The record is from the annotation of a GenBank genome assembly.